CAUUAGUUGUGAGAUCACAGGGUAUUUAGAUAUCCAGUUGUAAUGUAUUUCGGAUUGCAUUCGGAUUAAUUCGCAAUUUCUGAUGCGUGUAGUGACUUCUGCUGAGCUUGGAACAUGCGAUAUCCACUUUCGUGAUUUCAGCGUGGCACGUUGCUAACAGCUGAGAAGAACAUCACGAACUUUAACAGGCAGUCGGAACAAGACAAUUCAAAAUGAAAGCGGUGGAAGCAGAAACGUUCGGAAAAGUGGUGCAAACUAAAUUUUGACAAUGAUUAAAAACCCUAUAGCGAAGUGUUAAUAUCCCAUUAACUUUUAGCGGUGUCGGACGGAUGAGUACACCUCUGUGACAACGGAUACCUUCAUGUAGACACUGUGGCAAAUAUUUAUUGAAAUUCAAGUCACUUCGGCGUUCUAUUGUUAGAUAAUUCAUAAUACGCCCAUCCUUGCGGCACGUGGCAGAUCAAACUGUUCAAUUAACGAUGCGACCAAUUCUAUACCUUCUUCUUGCGUCAUUGCUGUUACCACCUUCACUUGGUCAGGGCGUUCCUCUAACGUUUGGUAUGCGGAAGCUGGCCUUUUCUGCAAACCAGUUCGGAAUCGAUCUGUACCGAACAAUGCGUCACUCUGAAGGCAACAUCGCCAUUUGCCCCUUCUGUAUCGAUCAGUCAUUACUCAUGACUCUAUUAGGGGCUCAAGGUCAAUCAGCGAUGGCUUUACGGCAUGUUUUAUACCUCUGGGGAAUGCAGCCUCAGGAGCUGCACACAGCAUCGCACCAACUAAUUACCCAUCUGGGAGGUCACCUCAGAUCUACAAUGUUUGAAGACUACAUGAGUCGAUCAGCCAAGUCUUUAAAGAGAUUUCGACGAGCUCUAGACAGAUAUGAAGAAAGUAGCGUUAAUAAAACCGACACUAGCAAGGAAAAAAAAAUGAAAGCAAAACUCCUACAACAAGAUAAGAUCAAGAACGACCAAUAUAAAAACCACCAAUACUACCCCACGAACAGUCCAUUUGGUCAGCGAAGCGGCACAUCUCCAUUCCAUCUUGAACAGCUUUAUCCGAACCACCCUAACGCUCAGCGGGUACAUCCAAGUAACCCAAUUCAUCCCAUGGACCACCGUGUUCCGUCUCUUUACCACCGUUUGGACAAUUUCCAUCACGAACCGCCUGAUGCUUACAGACCUUUACGACCCCAUGCGGGACCCAUGUUCACCCGUUAUCCCGAUCUGCCCCAAUCAUCUUCCUCCCAUGGCCCUCAACCAGCAUCGCACAAUCAGCAACGCAGUCCACUAUAUGUUCCUGUUUCUGCGAGCUAUAUAAGCGCUGCUGAUCCCUUUCAAGGUCGUGAACGACUUUUAAAUGACUACCGGCCAGGAGAUUCUGCUAGAGGUUCUCGUGGUCCCGGUACUCCGCUUGACAAUCAAGUGAGUUCACAAGUUCCGCACCGGUAUCCUAGCGCGUACCUACCUAGUCGUAUGCCGGUAUCUGGAGCAACGAACAGGCUAUACUAUAUGGACAACAAAAUCCCACAAGAUAUGAGUAAGCCAUCAUCAGUGUUAGCUCCAGCCCCGCCAUUGGGACCCCGUCAUUAUUUUCAUCUUGAACGGUAUCGACCUAUGGCAAGCCACCUUUAUGGAAUGUAUCAACAACCAGCAAUCGGUGGUCUUCAUCGACCUCCGGAGGCUUAUGGGGGUUCAUCUAGCUUCACAUCCCGAUACAGACCACCUUCUUCAACAUUGUCAUACGGAAGCGGUACUUAUGGAGCUGCAGCAAGCGAGCCUAUUCUAAGCCAUUUGCCGUACAGUAGCCAAAUGCUUCCUCACCGACCUUAUAGUCAUCAGCAAUAUACGUACGAAUCACCGCAUGACAGCAGGCCAAAUGGUUGGAGACCAUCGAACUAUGGAAAAUCUAAGGAGCAGCCAGAUGAUGAAGACUGGGGCAAUAAUCUGGGAAAAGGAGAUGCCCAGGACAACUCGGACGAGACAGAGCUCGUCUUGUUUAAUACUAUCUAUGUACAAAGAGAAUACGCAAUUAAAUAUCCGUAUCAGAUGUACAUCUACAACUAUUACAACAGCUCAAUCCAUUCGCUUGACUUCGUAAUGAACGGUGAGGAGGCAAGACAACAUAUUAAUGCUAUUGUUGAAAAACGUACGCGAGGUCGGCUGCACGGUCUUUUACGGGACGUUCCGCAACCGUCGACAAAUUUACUACUCAUCUCCGGACUAUUCCUUGAAAGCGUCGUGGAUAUUGACAACCUUGUCCCCAUUGAAGGUGUUCCAUGGCUAACGAAGAGCCGACAAAACCUUUCUAAGGACGAUGAUGUGGGCCAUCCCAUGAUGUUGGAGGCGCGCGGAGUUAAGGUCCGGUAUACACGGCACGAUUACUUGAAUUGUAGUGCAGUUGAGGUCCCACUUAGGGGUGGCGUAAUUACUCUGCUCAUGAUUACACCAGACCACAUAGAUGAUAUGGGACUUCUUGAAGAUCGACUGUCCGCUCAACGAAUUGCCGACAUAAUGGCUACUAUGCAAAUAAGCCGCGCCAAUCUUAAGAUGCCACGUAUUCAGAUCGAACACAGUCAUUCAAACCUCACACAGUCAUUAUCUGCUAUGGGCCUGCAUAACUUAUUCGUACCGGGCCGAGCCGAGCUCUACGAUAUAUCAGAAGUUCGCUGGUUACAUAUUACCAGCGUGUUUCACAAGAGUGUGUUGAACAUACAGGGUCCGCCGCCGAAGGAUGAACUUGAUGAGGUACUGGAAAAGGAAAGUCAACAUCACCAAAAGGAAGCUAAUACCAAAGAGCAGCACGGAACAAAAUCGACAAAGAAGAUUACUAAAAUUCCAGGCCACAUUAGCGAAGGUUUGAGUAUUGUGCUCAAUAGGCCUUUCUUAUACUUCGUCAUGGACUCCAUCAGUGGGUUAGCAAUAGUGAUGGGCAAAGUCACAAACCCCUGAGGUCUUUGCUAAUUUAGGUCGCUAAAGAGGUUAAGUUAAGGAUGUUCUCACACGAACAUGUAAAUUAGAGGGUUAUGUAUAAUAGAACAGUUAUUAAAGAAGCAACACUGGCAGACUUAGUUACUUGGAACAUAGAGGCGAGCCUGAUUUGAAAAGAUUGAAUAUUUACAAUAGUUGUUGCCUAACGAUAACCUGAUUAGCUGAUUAGCCUGAUAGUUAACACACUAGAUCUAAAAUUAAGUACGUUCAAUAUUACCGAAAUGAUGACAUAACCUACACGCAGGGACCUUUACCUUAUCUUAAAAUUAAGGCGUACAGAAUUAGCGCUUCCUAUAUAACAUAUGUGUUGAGCAAUGAUGGUAUUGCAUGGUAAGCCGGUGUCGCUUUAUUUCUCUUCAGGCAGGCGAAAUUAAAGAGGUAGUAUUUUCUCUUUGUCCUUAAUAGUUUCAUGCUCCCCGUAAAAAUCACAAGAAUGUGACAAACUGAACAUUGUUGACUCCAUUCCUUAAAAAGCAAUUCAUUGCCUUGCAUGGUCGACAUGAGCGUUAUAGUACGAUGAAAAUUAUUAUAUUUGCGAACAUCUGUCAAUGUAUAAGGGAGAAUAUCGCACUAGUUCGGGUAUAGAGUUCGCAAUCUACAAAAUGUAAAGAACAAGGAAUAACAGAAAUGGUUUGCAGUUUUGCCUGAAUGGCUUUCGCGAUGUGUUCCCCUAUAUUUUAGUUAUUUUCUCUUACUGAGUGCAAACCCAAAUUGCACAUUCUACUUAGAUGAGGAAGUAUCGAACGAAAGAUUGAAAUUUAUGACCA
This is a messenger RNA of Varroa destructor (honeybee mite), 3754 nucleotides long. RefSeq lists its product as uncharacterized. Gene Ontology annotation, molecular function: serine-type endopeptidase inhibitor activity. Lineage: Eukaryota; Metazoa; Arthropoda; Arachnida; Mesostigmata; Varroidae. The record is from RefSeq and is a predicted model, not a curated record.